AUGUGCUCACCUUUGAUGCUAAGGGUCGGGCAGUCGACUUUGAGGUCUAGUACUGUUUGCUCACAGUGGGCCACACGCGAUGCUGCUGCCCGUCUUGCUGUGCGUAAUCACCUGUCGUCCACUGAGCGCACGCACUUUAGUCAGUACAAGAGUGCUAAGACCUUGUACGACGCUGUAGUUGCACGCUACUCUUCCCCUGCCACUGCUGCCCUUAGUCGCCUCAUGCUGCCGUACCUGUUCCCUGACCUUGCCGCCUUCCCCACAGUCGCUGACCUCAUUACACACCUCCGCACUAAUGACACCCGCUACCGCGCUGCGCUUCCUGCUGAGUUCUGCGACAAGAACCCCCCCCCCAUGUACAUCACCCUCUACUACCUAGUCACCCGGCUCCCCGAAUCCCUUCGCUCGGUCAGGGACCUUUUCCUCUCUGUUUUCCCCACCACACUCAACGUUGACCUCCUCGAGGAGCGCCUCCUUGCAGCUGAGAAUAGUAUAGUCGCUGUAGGAGCCUCUCGUGGUGACCCUCGUGCCCCCUUCUUUGAGGGGUGCUCCCCCUCCCCCCUUUUGCCCUCUGUUGCCUCUGCUGCUGCUGUCGACCUCAUUGGCACCGAGUCGAUUGGCGCUGCGUCUGCCCCUAGCGGGAGACGCCGCAACGGCAAGGGCAUGGGGGGCAAGGGAGCUGGAGGAGCUGGCAAGGGCGGUGGAGGUGGCGGUAGAGGUGGCGGAGGUGGUGGGGGUGGCGGUGGGAGUGGUGGCGGGGGUGGGGGCUUCGGUGGCGGCGGUGGAGGCGGAGGCGGCGGCGGCAGUGGCGGUGGGAGCGGAGGAGGCGGCUGUGGCGGCGGUGGCGGCAGCGGCGGUGGAGCUGGUCGGGGUGGCUCUGUGCAGCGGGGCGGCUUCGGUGGUGGUCAGCGCCAGCAGUAG
This is a messenger RNA of Closterium sp. NIES-65, 921 nucleotides long. NCBI's taxonomy places the organism in Eukaryota, Viridiplantae, Streptophyta, Zygnematophyceae, Desmidiales, Closteriaceae. The record is from the annotation of a GenBank genome assembly.